Dalotia coriaria is the source of this 4406-nucleotide messenger RNA. RefSeq names its product GTPase regulator associated with FAK (gene Graf). The record is from RefSeq and is a predicted model, not a curated record. Gene Ontology annotation, biological process: signal transduction. Lineage: Eukaryota; Metazoa; Arthropoda; Insecta; Coleoptera; Staphylinidae. Bases 633 to 3314 code for a protein of 893 amino acids. The transcript is spliced from 13 exons. Gene Ontology annotation, cellular component: cytoplasm. Gene Ontology annotation, molecular function: GTPase activator activity; protein binding.
UAAUCGUGUCAUCAACAAAUGCGCAUCGUGCAUCCUACAGGUUGCCGCCUCGUGCGUGUUGCGUGCGUAUAAUCGAAAACGCGGGGUGUGAAGAGCUUUAAUAAUCGCGCGCUCAAUCGGGUAUCAUCGGAAUGCGAAAAUAUCUCGUUUAAUCCGUCACUGGCGUUUGUUGUGCACGCACGCCGUUUCAUUCGAUUCCAUCUUGAGUUUAUAACGGGCGAGAGCAGCAUGAGAAUGGGCAAAAGAACGAAAAAGACGAAGGAGACGCACACGCAAGGGCCGCGCCAGCGCUUGCCGGCGUAAAGCGCUAUUCCACCGCUGGCAGCCAGCAGUCGUCCCCCAUCAGGCCGUCAGUCGUCGACAAGUCGGCGAGCGGCAAACAUUCAUCCAACACACAACAUUAAAACGCUUUCUCUCCACAUCUCAAUAUCAUCAACUCCUAGUCGUCACUCGUGAAACAUUUACAUUUACCCAGUGUAAGAAUGCAAUCAAAUGCGCGUGUGAUCAUGUUGGCGGCGUCGCGCGCCGCCCAGCGAUAAAUCAAAAAGUUCGACGAGUGUGUGCAAAAGUGCGUUCGCUACCGCAACACUAGUUAAUUGUGUGUCAAGUAGUCGCCGAAGACGCCAAAGAAGAUGGGGGUCGGAUUACCGCCGCUCGAAUUCACCGAGUGUCUCAUCGACAGCCCCACGUUUCGGAAUAAUCUCCACAAACACGAGAAGGAGCUGGACAACACGAAUCGCCAAAUCAAGCGGUUGAUUAAAGAAGUCAAGGAGCUGCUGCAGGCCGCCAAACAAUUAAGCACGUGUCAGCGAACGUUCGCGAAAAGUCUCAAGAGUUUCACUUUCGAAUGCAUCGGCGGGACGCAAACCGAUGACGAGCUGGUCAUUUGCAAAUCUCUACACGAAUUUGGAGCUUUGAUUAACAACAUCGAAGAUGAAAGAGACCGAAUGUUGGAAAAUGCGGACAAACAGGUGUUGGCACCACUGGAAAACUUCCGGAAGGACCACAUUGUCAAAGUGCGCACGGAUAAGAAGAAAUUCGACAAACAAACCGUGAAAUUCUGUCAAUCACAAGAGAGAUACUUGAAUUUAACAAACAAGAAACAAAAUGAAGGCGCAUUACAAGAGGCCGACGCCACGGUCGGCAUGGAGAAGCGGCACUUUUGCGACGCGAGCAUGCAGUACGUGUGCUUAAUUCAGGAAGUGCACGAGCGCAAAAAGUUCGAGUUCGUCGAAACCCUGCUGGGCUUCAUGAUUGGAUGGUUAACGUUUUAUCACCAGGGAUACGAAGUUGCCAAAGAUUUUAAUCCGUACAAAGGUGAUUUGCAGUUGCGAAUACAAAAGACGCGAGAUAACUUUUUGGAUUACAAGGAUAAACUGCACGAACGCAUGGCAGAUAUACAAAAACAGCAGGAUAAUAUCAAGACGCUCAAGGGACGCAAGGAAGGAUACUUGUUCCUGCUUGAGAAGAGAAAAUUGGCUAUUGCAGAGGCGUUCGGGCAGACGUGGACGAAACACUUUUGCACGUACGACAAGAAUACGAAACUCUUUACAAUUGUGCCCUACAAUCAGAUGACGAGCAAGUCACCCGGUCAACCGGAAGAGAUGACUUUGUCUGCAUGCACCCGACGACCUUCCGACUCAAUUGAGAAGCGCUUCUGUUUUGAUCUGGAAGUGAAUUCGAAGCCGGGCGUGAUUCAAACGUUUCAAGCGCUGAGUGAGCAAGAUAGAAAGGCAUGGUUGGACAUUAUGGACGGAAAAGAACCCACUUAUCUGACACCACAAAUUCGACAAACAAAUGAAGUACAAUACACUCUGGAUGAUAACGGUAUGCAAUUCGUGAAAAGAUGCAUUGAUGCCUUAGAAAACCGCGGAUUGGAAGAGCAAGGAUUAUAUCGGGUUGUCGGCGUGACAAGCAAAGUUACCAAACUCCUCACGAUGGGUUUGGAUCGAAGGAAAGCCGAUAAAGUGAAUCUGGAUGAUGUGCAGGAAUGGGAGACAAAAACGAUCACCAGUGCGCUGAAGAGUUACCUGCGCAAUCUACCUGAACCGCUGAUGACGCACACGCAUCACAAUAAGUUUAUCAAAGCAGUAAAAAACGACUACAAACCAACACGGGUCAAAGAAGUCCAUAAAUUGAUCUAUCGCAUACCGAAGAAUAACUUUGAGCUGUUGAACAUGCUGAUAAAGCAUUUAUCUAAUGUUGCAGCUAAAUGUGAUAAGAAUUUAAUGACGACGAGCAACUUGGGCGUGUGUUUCGGGCCCACUUUACUACGACCGGAAGAAGAAACCGUCGCAGCUAUAGUAGAUCUUAAGUUUUACAACAUUGUCGUGGAGAUAUUAAUCGAUAAUCACCGGACGAUCUUCACCACGGAACCAGCGAAAGAUGACACGCAGAUUAGCCCGUCGAAACAGUUGCAUGUGCAACAGAAUAAGAAAGUAAACGAUUAUCAAAACACAAUGUUUUAUGAUUAUAAUAAUUUGAUGAAGUCUGGUCAACAUUAUCCGCAGCAAAGUCGUGAACAAUUGACUGUACGCACGUAUUGUGAUCCCACAUCAACAAAUCUUUCAUCAAGCAUGUAUAAUGUACAUGAAUCACCGCCAAUGUCCAACAACAGUAUACAUUCAAUGAGUAAAAGUGAAUAUCUUUCUCAGCCGAUCUCAUCGAAUGGUUCGACAAUGCAAUCUUUAGGAUCGAUUAUCGCUGGGCCGCAGAGUAAAUUUUUAGCGCACAAUAAUAAGUACAACAACAGCACAUCGCUGUCGGAAAGUAACUUGCCUGAUUUACAAAGUAUUUCACUGCAAACGACGAGCACCAACCACCACAGCGGUCAUGGAAGCCCGUUGAAUCACUAUCGCACACCGUAUGACAUGUUGGACAACAGUACAGAAAGUAGUAGUGAGUCAGUUAGUUCAAAUUCAAGGGAUGGCGGCGGACUAUUACUUCCGGUUGGGCCGCCGACAGCGCCACAGAAGCGAACACGGCUGUCAAUUGCAUUACAAGUGCCCAAAAGUUACAAUUCACAGGGUGCCGUGGUUAAUAAUGAAGCUUUAUAUGCAAGCGUGCACAAAGGACGGACUAACUCUAUAACGGGCGGGGGCGGCGAUAGCACCAGCCCCAGCAAGUUUACUGGCGGCGUACGACGCGUGCGGACGCUCUACGCUUGUUUGGGCGAACACGACGGUGAAUUAUCAUUCGAACCGAACCAAAUAAUAACAAACGUGAAAACGUCUAAAGAACCCGGAUGGUUGGAAGGCACACUCAACGGUAAAACAGGAUUGGUCCCCGAAAACUACGUGGAGUUACUGGACUGACCCCGGCACUUGCAUUCCGAUCACAAUCACCAUCACUUGCAACAACACCGGCGCGGCUCGCUUACCUCGUUGACUAAACUCUCCACGUCGAUCUCCAGCACGAUCAAGCACAACAUCAGCAAGGCGCUUCUGCGCACUAACGUCGCUUCAGGCUACAGCACCUUGGCGGGCACGCGCCCCGCUGAUAACAAGAAGGUUGAGAACGGACGAAGCCGCAGCUCGCGCAGGCAGAGCGUCGAUGUUAUCAUGCGCGCGCCGUUUGUCACACACAAGAAAACCGCCGAGCGCAAAAGUUCCACUUAAAUGUACAUUCCAAUAUGAUCAGAGUGAAUAUUUCGGUAAACGAUGAAGCAAUAUGCGCAGUAUUACAGACAUCUGAACGGUGAAUAUUAAAAGAUGAUGUUUUAACAAAUGAUUUCGAGAUAAUUCCAAAGAUAUUAGAUUUGUUUUUAUAUGUACUAACAAUAUGCGACGAUGCAGAUGAUGAGAUGGGUGGAAAAGUGUUUGCGUAGUGUAUAUAAGAAUAUUUAUACAUGUUAAUUAUUGGAUUUGUAUAAAUAUCAACGGUAACCUUGAUAAGUUGAUAAGAAAUGUUUAGUUAAGUGAAGAAUUUAAUAUAUUUCGUAAUAUCUAAUCAGAAUAGGAUAAAUGUACUGAUUGAAAAUUUGCAAUUUGCCAUGGAUUUCGUUUCAACUUGAAAUUGUGACACAUUUGAAAUGCCUGUGAUGUAACUGUUUUUCGGCUAUUACAAAUUUAUGAAACAAUGGCUACACAUACACAUUUGAAUGUAAAGAGAUGUAAAAUAUCUACGCUAAGUACAAGUCUAACAAAUGAUCGCAAUUUGGGGGGCAAGAAAAUGCUAUUUAGUUAGGUGUGCAGUGCGACCCAGUCAAUUUAAGAGAGAAAUUAUCAAAUUUUCAGAACGAUUAUUAUGUUUAUUAUCGUUUAGAUUGUAAAUUUGUUACGCUGUUAUCUUCCAUUGUACAUUUUGUAAUUAGCAACAGUUUAGGGUGGCAUCAUUUUGUUUUCUUUGUAAAAUUAAUAUUGUUUAUUUGUUAAUUUACGUUCAUAUUAUUUAUAAUAUUUAUCUGA